Messenger RNA from Rubroshorea leprosula, 697 nucleotides. NCBI's taxonomy places the organism in Eukaryota, Viridiplantae, Streptophyta, Magnoliopsida, Malvales, Dipterocarpaceae. The record is from the annotation of a GenBank genome assembly.
GCAAACCCACCUCUGCAAACCCAGAUCUGGGUUUUCUUUCUCAAACUUUAUCUUCUUCCUUUACCUGCUCAUCCUUCUUCUUUCUUCUUCUCAUUUUUUCUCUCUCUCUCUCUCUUCUCCCUUAUUCUUCCUCUCUGAAACUUAGAUCUGGGUUUGUUUGAAACCUAGAUCUAGAAGGCCUCAGCUUAGAACAAUCCAAGUGAAAUUGAAAUUUAGAACAAUCCUCACAGCAAUAAACUAAGACAUUAGAGAUAUGAAUCCCACAUGCUCUGCAGAAAAACCACUCCUCACUUUCAUUGUAAGAUUUGAUCUUGAGACAAUGAUUGGGGUGGAAUGGGUGAUCUUGGAUUGUUUGUGGUAAUAAAUCAAUGGCACAUGAUUGAUGUAGGAAAAAAUUGCAUCUGUGACACAAAAUGAGGACUUGGGGACUUUUCUCGACAUGCCCAGCAGCGAGCUUCACGGCCAUCCUCAAUCUCACAAAGCUCCAAUGGAUGGUGAUGGUAGACAUGUUGAAUCCAUUUGGCACCUUCACAAUUUGCUGUGGGAAGCAAGGCGCAUUCAACAUCUAACUCAAAUAAACACGCUUGACACUUGUAAGCCAAGUCUGAGCAUCAUCGGAAAGGGCUUUCUGCGACGAAGAAGAACAAAUGAGCUCCGGUACAAGAUUCGGAGUUUACGGAGCUCGAAAAGCUUUAUG